This is a messenger RNA of Agrilus planipennis (emerald ash borer), 1101 nucleotides long. Its product is annotated as carbonic anhydrase 13-like. Lineage: Eukaryota; Metazoa; Arthropoda; Insecta; Coleoptera; Buprestidae. The transcript is spliced from 7 exons. Gene Ontology annotation, molecular function: carbonate dehydratase activity; zinc ion binding. Gene Ontology annotation, cellular component: cytoplasm. Bases 200 to 1018 code for a protein of 272 amino acids. The record is from RefSeq and is a predicted model, not a curated record.
CAUCAGAUCAUUACCACCACUUCAGAAGACAGGUGGGGGCUUACUGCAACGGAUAAUAUUGGUUAAAUGAUACAAUAAUACAUACAUAGUGAAAAUUUGUCGUAACUCUAGUCUCGCGACGACGGCGACGUCCCAGUCCAGUUGAUUUCUCAUUACGUGAAUAAGAUUUUUUUUUCACUGAACUUGAACUUACAACAGGAUGACGACGGCAUGGGGAUAUUCUUUAGUUAAUGGCCCAACAACAUGGUCAGAAGUAUUUCCUGAUGCUGCCGGCGAGAAACAGAGUCCCGUAGAUAUAAAAAAAACUGAAGUCAAACCUCUGAACUGCACCACUAAAUUGACGUGGAAAUAUGUACCUGAAAAUACAAUAGAUAUUUCAAAUCCUGGAUAUUGUUGGAAAGUCCAUGUAAAAGGAACUGGAUCUGAAUUAUACGGUGGUCCACUUAAAGAUAAUUAUCAAUUGGAACAAUUCCAUUGUCACUGGGGGGCAGACGAUGAGAGUGGGUCUGAACAUAGAAUUGAUGGAAAAAGUUAUGCCGGGGAAAUACAUUUGGUUCACUGGAACACGAAAUACAAUUCUUUUGAACAAGCGUCACAACAUCCAGAUGGGUUGGCAGUGGUAGCAAUAUUUUUAAAACCUGGUAGAAAACACUUUGAACUGGAUAAAGUGGUGGCUCAACUGUCAAAAGUCCAGUUUAAAGGAGAAAAAGCAAUCUUCGUUAUACCUCUUGACCCAGGAAGUCUUAUUCCUCCUGAAAGUGGAUACUGGACGUACCAGGGUUCCUUAACGACGCCUCCUUGCUCUGAAUGCGUCACAUGGAUUAUAUUUAAGGAGCCUAUUGAAGUUUCCAGAGAACAGCUGAAAGCUUUCCGUAAACUUCGCUGCUACUGUCGAGAUGACACUUGCCCCUGCGAUCAGUAUGAAGGGUUCGUCAAGGACAACUUCAGACCACCUGCGCCCCUUAACAACCGGGAAGUCCGGGAAUACAGUCCUACAAGAGAAAUAUGCUUCAGUUAAAAAAAUGGAUCCUUUUAUAAUAAUUAGAUCGUAGUAAUAAACAAUAAAAUAUUUGUAAAAAUAGUACUGAAAAUAUUUAUUAU